This is a messenger RNA of Arabidopsis lyrata subsp. lyrata, 598 nucleotides long. Its product is annotated as zinc finger protein 593 homolog. Gene Ontology annotation, molecular function: zinc ion binding; nucleic acid binding. NCBI's taxonomy places the organism in Eukaryota, Viridiplantae, Streptophyta, Magnoliopsida, Brassicales, Brassicaceae. The transcript has 4 exons. The coding region runs from base 124 to 480 and encodes 118 amino acids. The record is from RefSeq and is a predicted model, not a curated record.
CUUUUUUUUAGGUUAAUCAAUACUUGAUAACCGAAACUAAAGAUUUCUAGGGUUUCCUCUUCCGCGUCGUCGUCUCCAAGCUCCUCCUGUAGUUUCUUCUCUGAAUCUACUUAGGAAGCUAAAAUGGGUAGAUGUCCGACUAGAAAAGUGAAGAAGAGGAGAUUAUCUCACAAAACAGCUCGUCGUGACAAAUUCGAAGUCAAAGGUGACGAUUUGGUUUACACAGAGUUGCGUAAACCGGAAACGGAGAUUAAGCCUUUUCAGCUUGAUGAGGAUUUGCCUGGAAUGGGUCAAUUCUACUGCUUACACUGCGACCGAUACUUCUCCAAUGCAUCAGUGCGGAAUGAUCAUUUCAAGACUAAGAAACACAAGAAGCGUGUGAAGAUGAUGAAAGGACCAGCGCCACACUCGCAACUCGAUGCAGAUUUAGCCGGUGGAAUGGGAAUGCCGGACAAUGGUCCAAAGCUGAUGUCUGCCUGAGAGUUUUACAGUUUUUGUUCCUUAAUAGUUAAUGGAAUCUGAAUUUUUGUUGUAAGAUGAUGAUCCUUAGUAGCUAAAUGUACUCUCCUAAAUUAAUGAUUCAAGGUUUUUGUCUUUU